GAAAACAUUAAAGUCUGGUUUAGUUGCUAGUGGAGAUCCUCAAAGGACUGCAGAGAGUUAUCUUUAACCAUCUCAUGCACAAUCUUUACUCCUUGCAGACACCUGUUUUAAAAUUGACAUUCUACUGGCACCUGAACUCGCUGUGUCAUCUAUUAUCCACUGCUCUGUGAUGCCGUUUUGAUUCUCGUGACCUGUGGUGCCGUUUCCACCAUUUUAUGUCCUGUCCUGUCCUUUCUCCUAAGCAAGUCGGUGUUAUAUGUGAUAAACGGGUACAAUCUCUGUCCAGGAAGUAACAGGACAGAGAUUGUGAGAAAAUGCUAAACACAUGUGACAAAGAAAGAGGUAUGAUCCAAUCGACUUGUAGGUAUAUGGAGCAAGUGCUAAUGUGAUCUCCAAGCUACAGCACCAGCAGUGAACACAAAGUUAAGCAUUCGCUGACACUUUAGUUGUGACUGAGAAAUUGAACGAUAUACUAUCGAAAUGGAAGCCAUGUUAGGGCAGUCUAGACGAGGUGUAAAUCCAAGAUCAGGACAGGUGACAGUACAGACACAACCUCCAUUAGCUGAACAGGAAACAAAUACAACAUCAGCUACACAUCCUCAUGUUUUCUUAGAGAAGGCAGAAUGUGUGCAUUCCUUCAGUGCUGUAAAACAGACAGAUGAGAGAAGAAUUGGCAUAUAUGGGCUAGCCGUAGAUAAGGAACACUUGUUCAUUGUGGAUAAUGAACAUGACAGAACAAAAGUAUUCACGCAUAAAGGGCAGUUUAAGUUUGACAUUGAAGUAAAAAUUCCAUAUGAUGUGGCUGUGUCACAGACUGGUCACCUGUAUAUAACAUCUAGGGGUGACAGAUGUGUCCAAGUGUACUCCACCAGAGGUCAGCAGGUGACAACCAUGGGUCAGGGUCUACUGGAGGAUCCACGGGGUAUUACACUGAACAGAAAAGGUCAUGUGAUGGUUUGUGACAUGAGAAAGAAAUCCAUCUUCACAUUCCAUGCAGACAGUGGACAGCUCCUGAACACUAUUUCCCUCAGUAUGUGUGAGGAACCAGAGUAUAUCACAGUAAGCAGUUUGAAUGAGAACAUUGUGAUACAAGACUGGUUGGGACAAUGUGUACAUGUGCUGUCACCUACUGGUGAUCAUCUGUACCAGUGUUUCACAAGAGAAGGCAGUGGUGAUCUUGAGCCAAGGUUACCACAUGGAGUGUGCACAGACAGCUAUGGUCACAUCUUCUAUGCUGACAUGGAUAACCACAGUAUAGUGGCACUGAGUCCAAAGGGACAGUUUAUCAGAUACAUUGUCACUAAGGAUGAUGGGUUGAAGAAUCCCAAUUCAGUAGAAAUCAACCCUGCUGGCCAAAUGGUGGUGGGAGAAAGAAAUGGUGCUGUGAAAAAAUUCAAGUACGUUCAACAGAAAGAAGAUCAGUUUUCAGAGGAAAUCAAUAGACAAGACCCACUACUGCAAGAAGCAUAUCAAGGAGCAUGUAAGGAUGGCUUUGAAAGAGUGAAGAGGGCAAGGGUGAUGCUGCUAGGCCAUUACGGUGCAGGUAAAACACGCCUGAGAAAGCGGCUACUCGGACAAGAAUAUGAUGAAGAGAAAGAUCCAAUCACUAAUGGUAUAGAAACUGACUACGUUCUUGUAAAGGAGGGUUGGAAUUCAGAUGAAGCUGAGUGUCAUGGGCCAGCAAUAUCACAUUUGCUUGCUGUUAACACAAGAAAGAUACAUGAAGAAAUCCGGGCAAGUCAUGCAGAGCUAAAAGGUGGUCAAGUUGUGGAGGCAACUAAUGCACCAACAUCAGAGAAAGUGGAGAAAUCUUCAUCAAAGCCUCCAGAAAAGCAGUCUGGUGUUAUUCAAGAGGAAAUUAUAACAGUUGCUCCAAAGCUUGAAGAUGAGAUAACUUCAUCGACAGAAAGACACAUUUUAGUAUCACAAGAGAAGGAAAGGG
Lingula anatina is the source of this 1942-nucleotide messenger RNA. RefSeq lists its product as uncharacterized. Gene Ontology annotation, molecular function: ubiquitin protein ligase activity; protein binding. The record is from RefSeq and is a predicted model, not a curated record. Gene Ontology annotation, biological process: protein polyubiquitination; proteasome-mediated ubiquitin-dependent protein catabolic process. NCBI's taxonomy places the organism in Eukaryota, Metazoa, Brachiopoda, Lingulata, Lingulida, Lingulidae.